Messenger RNA from Hemicordylus capensis (graceful crag lizard), 3445 nucleotides. RefSeq names its product anaphase promoting complex subunit 4 (gene ANAPC4). Lineage: Eukaryota; Metazoa; Chordata; Lepidosauria; Squamata; Cordylidae. The record is from RefSeq and is a predicted model, not a curated record. The transcript is spliced from 29 exons. Gene Ontology annotation, molecular function: protein binding. Bases 511 to 2910 code for a protein of 799 amino acids. Gene Ontology annotation, biological process: protein K11-linked ubiquitination; anaphase-promoting complex-dependent catabolic process; positive regulation of mitotic metaphase/anaphase transition. Gene Ontology annotation, cellular component: nuclear periphery; anaphase-promoting complex.
AUACCACGUUCUUCUGUUGACUAUAGGACUCAUUAACCAGCACACACCACCACCGUGUUUAAGGGACAACUCAAAAAGCAACAUCGGGACAGUGGAUCAAACCACAAACAAUCCUUGGUAAAGAGACAGCGAAGCGUCAUUGAUCUCGGGCUGGGAAGUCGCAGCCGGUGUCGCAGCACUUUACCCUGCCCCUCGACAACGCAGACAGGCAAUUCCGCCCCGUCCUCUCCUCUUCUGCGUCACACACACCGCAGGGUUUUUCUGCAAAGGGAAGUGCUUGAUGUUGCUACUUCCGGAAGCCCGGAAAGCGAAGAACUGAAGGCGGGUCUUGUCUUGCUUUUUGCCCGGCGGGAGGAAGGAAUCGAUCCGGUUAGCCGGCUAAAAGCUGGUCUUGUUGUGCCGUUUCUCAGAGAGAUCUAUGUGAGGGGAAAUAAAAAGGGUGAACGGAGAUGAAGCUUCUGCUCUAGAACAGGCCAGCAAAAAGCAUAAGAGGGAGUCACCAAUGCAACCAUGCCUGCUUUCCGGCAAGUUGGGGAGAAGCAACUUCCUCAAGAAGUUAUUUUUAUGGCCUGGUCUCCCAAGAGGGAUCUAAUCGUCCUUGCAAACAAAAUUGGAGAGGUUUUACUUCAUCGACUUGCUAACUUUCAACGAGUCUGGAGUUUGCCACCAAGUGAAAGCACAGGGAAAGAAGUGACAGCCCUUGCUUGGCGACCCGAUGGCAAAAUUUUGGCUUUUGGACUUGCUGACACUAAGAGGGUUAUCCUGUGUGAUGUAGAGAAACCAGAGAGCCUGCAUUCUUUCUCAGUGGAUGCUCCUGUCACAUAUAUGCACUGGAUGGAGGUAACAGAAGAAAACAGAGUUCUCACUUCUUUUUAUAAUGCUGAGGAUGAAUCAAACCUUCUCCUUCCUAAACUGCCAGCAUUGCCAAAGAACUACAGUACCACUGCAAAAAUUUUCAGUGAAGAAAAGUCAGAUGAGAUUAUGAAACUCAUGGGGGAUGUCAGGCUUAAUGCUCUGGUUCUUGGAGGCAACGCUGGGUUAAUUGAGAUUUAUGCAUAUGGAAUGUAUAAAAUUGCUACAGUAACAGGGGUGUCUGGUUCUUGCCUUGCGUUAUGCUUAUCGAGUGACUUAAAAUCGCUAUCAGUUAUUACAAAAGUUGAAGUUUCUCCAGAGAGUGAUCCAGAAAUAACAUACUUUCAAUUGGAUACCAGUCUGCUCUCGACCUAUUUACCUGAAGUGACUCGAAUGGCUAGAAAAUUCACACACAUUUCAACUCUUCUGCAGUACAUAAAGCUGUCACUGACAUGUAUGUGUGAAGCUUGGGAAGAAAUAUUGAUGCAGAUGGAUUCACGGCUAACCAAAUUUGUACAGGAAAAGAAUACAAACACUUCUGUGCAAGAUGAAUUCAUGCAGUUGCUAUUAUGGGGCAAAGCAAGCCUUGAACUUCAGGCACUGCUAAUGAAUCAGCUGACAGUAAAGGGUUUAAAAAAACUUGGCCAGUCCAUGGAAUCCUCUUACUCAAGUAUACAAAAGCUUGUCAUAAGUCACUUGCAGAGUGGCUCUGAAGCCUUACUGUACCAUUUAAGUGAACUGCAAGGAAUGGCGUCAUGGAAGGAAAAAUAUGAAUCUCUUGGACUUGAUGCAACAGGAAUAGAAGAAGCGAUUACCGCUAUGGGCUCCUUCACCCUGAAAGCAAACGAGUUGCUGCAAGUUAUAGACAGCAGUAUGAAAAAUUUCAAAGCGUUUUUCCGGUGGCUGUAUGUAGCCAUGCUGAGAAUGUCAGAGGAUCACGUCCCUCCAGAGCUGAACAAGAUGACUCAGAAAGAUAUCACUUUUGUUGCUGAUUUUCUUACCGAACAUUUCAAUGAGGCACCUGAACUCUACAACCGUAAAGGAAAAUAUUUUAAUGUAGAAAGAGUUGGGCAGUACUUGAAAGAUGAAGAUGAUGACCUUGUUUCACCACCUAACACGGAAGGAAACCAGUGGUUUAAUUUCCUUCAAAAUAUCAACCAUCUUAAAGAAAGCCCUUUGCUGUUUCCAUAUUAUCCUAAGAAGUCUCUGCAUUUUGUUAAAAGGCGGAUGGAAGGAAUUAUUGAUCAGUGUCUACAAAAGCCAGCUGAUGUGAUUGGGAAAUCUGUACGCCAAGCAUUUUGUAUGGCCUUAUACAAAGGAACGAAAAGUGAGGAUUCAACAACUCAGCUGUUUAGGUUGCCGUUUUUGUGGAAUGAUAAAUCGUCCAAUUUGCAUUAUGUUUUGUUCACGAUGUUGGAGAACUCCAUUUCUAAAAUAUAUAUAUUGAGGAGGCAUACUGACAUUUCAAGGUCUACUAAUAAUGGAAUACUUGCUGUAGAUUUUGGAAAUAUUCUGAACAGCAGCAUUAAUGACAGUUCAAGUACAAGUUUCUACAGCUGUCUUGAUGCCCACUUCUAUGAUGAUGAAACCAUAACAGUCAUUCUUGCAGAGACUUUGGAACAAGAGGGGAAGGAGAGAAUUUUGGCCCAGCUACCUUUAUCAUCCAUAUAUACUGAGAAGAACAGGGAAUUAGAAUUCAGCUGGAAUUCUGGUCAAAGGUUGGAUGAGCAAUGUGAUGACAUUCCCACCUGUUCUGUUGCCAUUGAGGGUCAGUGGAGGGUCCUGGAGAACAUGAAAGCCCAAUAUGUUGCUGUGAAUGGCAUUCGAAAAGUUUCUUGUGUGCUAAGCUCAAAUCUCCGGCAUGUUAGAGUGUUUGAAAUGGAUGUGGAAGAUGAUGGUGAAGCUGAGGAGGAAGAGGAGGAAGAAACUGCUCAGCAUGCUAGUGCAGAUCAGGAGGAACUUGACCAGUCUGCAGACAACCCUGAAGAUGGCAUUUGUGCUGGUUCUGCUGACCUGGCAGAUGAAACAGAAGGACAUGGAUCAAACCUUGAUGCCUGAGACAAAACAUUCUUGCAGUGUCUCAUACUUCUGUAUUUCUUCGUAAAGUGCAUUUCUUACUGUGGACUCUUUUUGACUGUACAAUACUAUUUUAUAUAUAUAAUACAUAUAAAAAUGUGGGUAUGCUAGAAUUCUUGACUCUGCAUGUGCCCCCUCCCCCACCAAAUGUUUUCCCAAUAUUAGCUGACAUCCAGACUAACAGAGCAAAGAUGCAGUAAAAGAAUGUAUCCUCACAGCUGGAGGCUUUCCCAGCAGCAGAGCAAUUUUAGCUGAUCCCUGCCUCCAGAAGUGUACUUUCCAGAAAUAUGUCCCUGAAGGUCAUGCAACUCUCAGGGACAUAUAUCUGGAAAGCACAGAGCACUUGUGGAGGCAGGGAAGAUCAAUGAUAAAUUUUCCUCUGCACACUCUGCUGCUGGGGAAGCCUCUAGCCUCCUCGCUUUCUUAGUCAGGAUGUCAUCCAUUAUUUCUUCUGUUACAGUUGCAUUGCCUAAAUAAGUACAGCACUUAAUAAAAUAAAAAACAAUUGUCUGAGUAA